Molecule: messenger RNA, 1556 nt
Organism: Tarenaya hassleriana
Lineage: Eukaryota; Viridiplantae; Streptophyta; Magnoliopsida; Brassicales; Cleomaceae
Product: UDP-glucuronic acid decarboxylase 2-like
Exons: 8
Coding region: 186-1490 (434 amino acids)
Biological process (GO): D-xylose metabolic process
Cellular component (GO): cytoplasm
Molecular function (GO): NAD+ binding; UDP-glucuronate decarboxylase activity
Source: RefSeq, a predicted model, not a curated record
UUUCACUCCCGUUCAAGGUCGAUUCAGUCCCCGCCGAGUUCGACUCGGAGAUUUUCCCAGAAACUAAAGACAACCCGGGAAAUUUUCUAUACGAUUACUUUCGCUCUCUCUCUUCCUUCUGGAUCGAAAAAUCUCUUCUCUGUGCUCAAACUUGAUUCGAAGAAAGAGAUAACGAGACGAAGAAGAUGGCAUCCGAGCUGAUGUACCGGCGAUACGAGACGGACCAGCCUUCCGUCGACGCUUACUACCCGAAACCCAUUAAGCCAUGGUUCUUCGUGACUCGUUCCAUCCGUUACAUGCUCCGGGAACAGAGGCUUGUCUUCGUCCUCGUCGGCAUUGCCAUUGCCACCUUGGGUUUCACCAUUUUCCCUCGCUCCACUCAACCCAUCCCCUACUCGGAUCCGUUUUCCGGGUACGGGCUCCGGUCUGAGUCUUCGUACCUUACGGCGUUCCAGGCGCAGAAGAAGCCAAGCUUCGAGUACCUGAACCGGAUCGGGUCAGCGGGUGGUAAGAUUCCUCUGGGGCUGAAACGCAAGGGCCUCCGGAUCGUGGUGACGGGUGGGGCCGGGUUCGUCGGGUCGCACCUCGUGGACCGUCUGAUCGCGAGAGGGGACAACGUGAUCGUCGUCGACAACUUCUUCACCGGUCGGAAAGAGAACGUGAUGCACCAUUUCGGCAACCCGAAUUUCGAACUCAUCCGCCAUGAUGUUGUGGAGCCGCUCCUUCUGGAGGUUGAUCAGAUCUACCACUUGGCGUGUCCUGCUUCUCCCGUCCACUACAAGUUCAAUCCCGUCAAGACCAUCAAGACGAAUGUGGUAGGAACGCUGAACAUGCUGGGUCUGGCGAAGAGGGUCGGAGCCAGAUUUCUUCUGACGAGUACCAGCGAGGUGUACGGAGAUCCUCUUCAGCACCCGCAGGUGGAGACUUACUGGGGCAACGUUAAUCCCAUCGGAGUUCGGAGUUGUUACGACGAGGGAAAGCGGACAGCUGAAACGCUGACAAUGGACUACCACAGGGGCGCCAACGUCGAGGUCAGGAUUGCUCGUAUAUUCAACACGUAUGGCCCCAGGAUGUGCAUCGAUGACGGCCGCGUGGUUAGCAACUUCGUUGCGCAGGCGCUGAGAAAAGAACCGUUGACUGUUUAUGGUGAUGGGAAGCAGACAAGGAGCUUCCAGUAUGUCUCUGACCUGGUGGAGGGGCUGAUGAGGUUGAUGGAGGGAGAGCAUGUGGGGCCGUUCAACCUGGGGAACCCGGGUGAGUUCACAAUGCUGGAGCUGGCUCAGGUGGUGCAAGAGGCGAUAGACCCGAAUGCCAAGAUAGAGUUCAGACCCAACACAGAGGACGAUCCCCACAAGAGGAAACCAGACAUCACCAGAGCCAAGGAGCUUCUCGGUUGGGAGCCUAAGGUCUCUCUCCGCCACGGCCUUCCCCUUAUGGUCUCUGACUUCCGCCUCCGCAUCUUCGGCGACCACAACUCCUCCUCCGCCUGAACGGCCACUCUUUCGUCUUAAAAUGUUAUUUCUGGUUUUGAUUUCUGUGUUGUCAUUCUUGUAAUU